AUGUCGAGCCAAGAGCUGGAAGAAAUCCAGCGCUUGCAGGCAUCGCGCCAAGCUUCGAAACGGGGUCUAGGGUUUGCAAGUCAGCAGGGUGACAAAGACGUGUACGGAUCAGGGGCGUCAAAGUCGUCGUACGUGGACGCUUUGCCGAUGUCGGUCGGGCAGAACGACGGCGAUGACGACGGCGACGAUGCGCCACGGCGUGUGAACCCGCUCGAUGCAUUCUCAGCACCGCAGCAUCUUCUUCAUGAGUUUGCCGACGACUCCUUUGACCCGUUGGCAGAACGUGUAGCGCAGCGCCAAGUGGCUGCGCGUCAGUCGGAGUACCAUAACCGUCGCUUCCAGCGCGAUGCAGGGCCAGAGAGCCGCCGUGAUCCGUUUGCACAGGGCUCUGAGACGGAUGGCCACGAGGAAGAGGGCUACCGCGAAGCGAUGCGGCGUGCCAACAUUGAGCGAGAAGAGCAGCGUGUGCGUCGUGCGAUCGAGGAGAAAGAACGCGCAACGCAGGGUGAAGAGCCUCGUGACGAUGGGGCGCCCUCGAAGGAACGUGAUGUGACGCCACCAGCGCCAGCACGAUCGGAACGCAAGCGGCGCUGGGAUGUGGCGCCGGACGAUGUGGCGACCACGGCGGCAACGACCACGACGGACGACGACGCGGGGAGUGUGGCAAAACGUCGGCGUUCGCGUUGGGACGAGGUGCCUGCGGAUGCGGAAGCCGGUGAUGCUCCCAAGCGUUCACGAUGGGACGAGGCGCCUGCGACUGACACGGCCAAGACGGUGGCUCCUCGUAAUCCUCGUGUACGAUACAUGUCCGAUGCAGAGUUGGAUGCGUUGCUACCCAGUGAAGGCUACGUGAUUGUAGAGCCGCCACCAGACUAUGCGCCUGUGCGCGCUGGCGCUCACAAGCUCAUGGAUGACGCGCAGGCUGAGAGUGGGUUUACUAUGCCUGAAUCCUCAAUGCUCGGUGCGAUGGCGGACGAUAUUGUGGCGGAUCUGCCGACAGAUGUGCCGGGCGUGGGUCAGUUGGCGUUUAUGAAGCCGGAGGACCAGAAAUACUUUGAAAAAGUCCUGCAGGAGGACGAUGAAGAGGAGCGCUUGUCUCGUGCCGAGGCCAAAGAGCGUGAGAUUAUGCGGCUCUUGCUCAAGAUCAAGAAUGGUACGCCGCAGCUGCGGAAGCAAGCGCUGCGUCAGAUUGCCGAUCAAGCGCGCUCGUUUGGGCCUGGGCCUCUGUUUGACAAGAUUUUGCCGUUGCUCAUGGAACGUACGUUGGAAGACCAGGAACGGCAUUUGCUCGUCAAGGUGAUUGAUCGUGUGCUGUACAAGCUGGACGAGUUGGUGCGGCCGUAUGUGCACCGCAUUCUAGUGGUCAUUGAGCCACUGUUGAUCGAUGAAGACUACUAUGUGCGUAUUGAGGGCCGCGAGAUCAUCAGCAACCUGGCCAAGGCGGCUGGACUGGCGCAUAUGAUCAGUACGAUGCGCCCUGAUAUUGACCAUGCGGAUGAGUAUGUGCGCAACACGACAGCACGUGCGCUGGCCGUCGUCGCUUCGGCGCUGGGCAUUCCAGCGAUUCUGCCGUUCUUGCGGGCCGUCUGCCGCUCGAAGAAGAGCUGGCAGGCGCGGCAUACGGCUGUGCGUGUCGUGCAGCAGAUUGCGAUUUUGAUGGGCUGUGCUGUGCUCCCGCAUUUGCGCAGCUUGGUCGACUGCAUUGAGAAAGGCCUCGAAGACGAGCAGCAGAAGGUCAAGACCAUGACGGCGCUGGCCUUGUCGGCCCUCGCCGAAGCUUCGGCGCCGUACGGUAUUGAGAGCUUCGAGAAUGUGCUCAAGCCGCUGUGGCUCGGGAUUCGGCACCACCGUGGGCGUGGGCUGGCUGCAUUCUUGAAAGCGAUAGGGUUCAUUAUCCCCCUUAUGGACUCGGACUCUACGCUGUACUUUGUCAAGGAAGUCACGCCGACGCUGAUUCGUGAGUUUGCCAGUGCUGACGAUGAUAUGCGGCGCAUUGUGCUCAAAGUCGUGAAGCAGUGUGCGGCGACCGAUGGCGUGACAGGCUCGUUCCUCAAGGCCGAGAUGCUACCGGAAUACUUUAAGCAUUUCUGGGUGCGCCGCAUGGCCCUGGAUCGACGCAACUUCCGCGAGGUCGUGGAGACGACGCGGGCGUUGGCGGACAAGGUCGGCGUGAGCGAGAUUGUGGGCCGCCUUGUGCAUAUGCUCAAGGACGAGAGUGAGCCGUUCCGUAAGAUGGCGAUGGAUACGAUUCAGCGCGUCGUUGCUGCGCUAGGCACUGCCGACAUUGAUGAUCGGCUGGAAUUGCAGCUGGUCGAUGGUAUGAUCUAUGCAUUCCAGGAACAGUCCGUGGAAGACCACAUCAUGCUGGACGGCGUGGGUACCAUUGCCAAUGCGCUGGGCAUGCGGAUCAAGCCGUACUUGAUGCAGAUUGUAUCGACGAUUUUGUGGCGUCUAAACAACAAGAAUGCAAGCACUCGUCAACAAGCUGCCGACCUCACGACGAAGCUCGCUGUGGUGAUCAAGCAGUGUGGCGAGGACGCGCUCCUGUCGAAUUUGGGUGUGGUGCUUUUUGAGCAGCUCGGUGAAGAGUUUCCUGAGGCGCUGGCGAGCAUUAUUGCCGCUGAAGGCGCGAUUGCGAAUGUCGUGGGUAUGACGCAGAUGAACCCGCCUGUGAAGGACUUGCUGCCACGCAUGACACCGAUUCUGCGCAACCGACAUGAGCGCGUGCAAGAAGCGACGAUCAAUCUGAUUGGCCGUAUUGCCGAUCGCGGCGCCGAGUUUGUGAGUGCGCGUGAGUGGAUGCGUAUCUGCUUUGAGCUGCUCGACCUGCUGAAGGCGCAUAAGAAGGCGGUGCGGCGUGCGGCGGUGAACAGUUUUGGGUACAUUGCCAAGGCGAUUGGCCCGCAGGAUGUGCUGCAAGUACUGCUUACGAAUCUGCGUGUGCAGGAGCGUCAGAGUCGUAUCUGCUCGACGGUAGCGAUUGCGAUUGUGGCCGAGACGUGUGGCCCCUUUACGUGCUUGCCGGCGAUCCUCAAUGAGUACCGUACGCCAGACUUGAACGUGAAGCAUGGCUGUCUGAAGGCCUUGAGCUGGGUGUUUGAGUACAUUGGCGAAAUGAGCAAGGAUUACGUGUACAGUGUGAUCACGCUGCUGGAUGACGCGUUUACCGAUCGCGACGUCGUGCAUCGGCAGACGGCGGCCAGCAUUGUGAAGCACUUAGCGCUGGGCACGGCAGGUCUGGGCAAGGAGGACAGUAUGCAGCACUUGCUCAACCUGGUGUGGCCCAACAUCUUUGAGACGUCGCCACAUGUGAUUAACGCAGUGAUGGAGGCGAUCGAGGCGUUGCGUGUCUCGUUGGGCCCUGGCGUGAUUCUGUACCAUACCCUGCAGGGCCUGUUCCACCCCGCCCGCAAAGUUCGCGAGGCGUAUGUGCGUACGUACAACACCAACUAUGUGGGCGCCCAGGACGCCCUGGUUGCAUUUUAUCCAUCGCUCACAGAGACGCAAGACGAACGGAACGACUACACACGUCAUGAUCUAGGCAUGUUUUUGUAG
Malassezia pachydermatis is the source of this 3555-nucleotide messenger RNA. RefSeq names its product splicing factor 3b subunit 1. The record is from RefSeq and is a predicted model, not a curated record. The transcript has a single exon. Gene Ontology annotation, biological process: spliceosomal complex assembly. Lineage: Eukaryota; Fungi; Basidiomycota; Malasseziomycetes; Malasseziales; Malasseziaceae. Gene Ontology annotation, molecular function: mRNA binding. Gene Ontology annotation, cellular component: catalytic step 2 spliceosome; U2-type prespliceosome; U2 snRNP. Bases 1 to 3555 code for a protein of 1184 amino acids.